CGAGCCAGCGGAGACGUGAUGUAGUUUUGUUCGAAUGCCCAACAUAGUAAGUUCGUAAAUCCGUGAAUCACAGUGAUCCGGCGCUCUGUACGACGCCAUUGUGAUUAUCGCUCGCAACCAAUAGAUAAGCGUUAAGCGUGUGGUAGUGUGGUAGACGAACAGCAAGAACUGAGAUAAGAUAAGCUACUUUUGUCCAGCAAAAACUGAUCGUACGGACGUAUUUGUUCUACGGAGAGUCAACAGUCCAGGCUAUCAGCCAGCUUGUUUGGAACAGUGACUUCGAACAGCUUCUAGAAAUUAUUCCAUCAUGAGGAAUCUGCUGAUCGAUCAGAUUCGUGAGGAUGGGUUCGCCGUGAUCGAUGACUUUCUGACACCGGACGAGAUACAAGAUCUGUUAAAGAUCGGCCAGAACCUCCACCAGGAUGCACCGAAAGAGGAGCGAAAAGUGUUCAGCGCAAACGCGGACGGCAAAUCGGCCCAAAGUCGCGAGCAGUAUUUUCUCGACAGUGCGGACAAGGUGCGAUACUUCUUCGAGGAAGGUGCCGUUGGAGAAAACGGCGAGCUGCUGGUCGAUCCAUCGAUUGCACUGAACAAGGUGGGACAUGCCCUGCACACGGAACAUCCCGCGUUCGAAGAGGUUACGUUUUCGAACCGCGUGAAGGAAGUAUGCUGGCAGCUUGGAUUCCGACGACCGGCCGUUGCGCAGAGUAUGUACAUCUUCAAAAACCCGGGCAUUGGUGGGGAGGUUAAGUCGCAUCAGGAUGCCACCUACCUGUACACGGAACCGAGCACAACGAUCGGCUUCUGGAUACCGCUCGAGGAUGCCACACUCCAGAACGGGUGUCUGCACUUCAUCAAGGGUUCCCACAAAAGCGGUGUCCAUCGGCGAUGGAUCCGCAAUCAGGACAAAAGUGCCGACGAACUGCUGAUCUACGAUCGACCGGCACCGCUAUACCCGCAGUCCAACUUUGUCGCCGUACCGGUAAAGGCCGGUUCAUGCGUCCUUAUCCACAGCCAGGUGGUGCACCGGAGCGAUGCGAACAAAUCGGAACGUAGCCGGCACGCGUACACCUUCCACGUGAUCGAAAGCGAAGACUGCGUAUAUUCCAAAGAAAACUGGCUCCAAUCAUCAGAGGAUCGUCCAUUUCCGGUGCUGUACGAACGUAAAUAGGGCUUUCAAAACAACGCACAAUGCUAGUGCGUUACGAUCGAUUCCAUCGGCAGACGAUUGUUUUAGGAUGUAAGAUGUCCCUUUCCCAUCAUUUGCAGCGACCGAUGAUGGUAAAUCGAAGUGUCUCUCUGUAAUUUACUUGUAACAUGUACAACUGUUUGAAGUGUGUGUGAAAUAUUUUUUUUUGUAACCCAUCAUCGCAACGCAACCGAACCUUUGCUCUCUCUCCGUGCCAUAGAUGUUUAUUUACACUUCGGCGUUGGCGAUUCGGUGCUCCUCUGAUACACACAGUUUCUUUCCCCCUUCUCGUAAAAAAGGUGCCUCAAUGCGCCAAUGCGGUAGUUGGAUCACAAACGGACCCGAAGCCAGCUGCAGCCGGUAUAAGCUAUGUAGCAAAUUGUGAAUAAAACAACUAUUAAAUUGCUAAUUA
Anopheles funestus (African malaria mosquito) is the source of this 1601-nucleotide messenger RNA. It is a transcript of the gene Phyhd1, whose product is annotated as phytanoyl-CoA dioxygenase domain-containing protein 1. The record is from RefSeq and is a predicted model, not a curated record. NCBI's taxonomy places the organism in Eukaryota, Metazoa, Arthropoda, Insecta, Diptera, Culicidae. The coding region runs from base 308 to 1171 and encodes 287 amino acids. The transcript has 3 exons.